GUCUUUCCGGCGAGGAAAUGGUUAAUCGCACGUCAAACCCCUCCCAUUAUUGUCAGUCAAUGUAUUAAUAAUCGUACCACCUUAAAUGGCGCUUUAAAAGGCAGGGAGCCCAGGUCGCCGGGGACCAGGCUGCUGUCUGCGGGCUUGUGGUGCUGAAGGAGCCGCUUCGUCAUGUGGUCCGUCUUCUUCGUCUUUCUGUCGUACCUGGACAGAAACCUCGUCAAGGGCGACUUCCCGAGCCCCUCGCUGGGGGUGGGAGACGAGGGCGGCGAAGUCUUCUACAUGUUCAACGGCACCUUCUGCGCCAAGAGCGCCCGCGUCGGCGCCCACGACCUCCACCAGGUGCCCGACGGCGUGGAGGAGGUCCGCUCCGUCCGCGACCCGCGGGGCGGGCUACUGGACUGCGCGGUGGUCAGCAGCCCGAUGGAGGUGAAGUCGUUCAUGCACGUGUGUCGCCUGGGGCUGAGGGACCGCCGGCGCCGCGCCGAGCCCCGCGACUGGGAGAGCUGGCCGGCCGACGUGGCCACGGCCAAGGCGCGCUGCCGGGCGUUCUGGAGGGCGAAGCUCGGCCCGGGGCCCGUCAGGGCGAGUCCGGCGCCCCAGGGGCAGACAGCGGGCGCAGAGCGGGGAGAGAGCCAAGACGUCGGGGGUGCCCGCACAGCUCCUCGCAGAACUAAGAGGGGCUUCACUUACCCCGGUACACUGUGGUGUGGGGCGGGCAACAACGCCGAGCAUUACGACCACUUAGGCGAGUUCGCGGACACGGACAGCUGCUGCAGGGAACACGACCACUGCCCGUACGUGAUCCAGCCCUUCUCGUCCCGGUACGGCUACCGGAACUUCCGCUGGCACACGAUCUGCCACUGCGACUGUGACAACGCACUGAAGGCGUGUUUGAGGAAGGUGAACGACACGUCCUCCAGGGUGGUGGGGCAGGCCUUCUUCAACGUGAUACAGGUGCCCUGCUUUGAAUUCAGGUACGAGGAGCAGUGCGUGGAGCGCCUGUGGUACGGGUGGUGUCAGAGAUAUGAGAAGGUCCCCAUCGCGGUGGCCCAGGAAUCCGUCACUUACGACUUCGGCGGAAUAGAGGUCAUCGACGAGCUCACCAUCGCUCCGCCGGCGAGGAAGGACGAGGAGGAAGAGGGGGCCAGGGCUCCAGCCACGGCAACGCAGGCCCCGCCGGCGCUCGGCCACAUGGUCACCGCCGCGGAGGACUUCAUCAAGGUGCUGGCCACCGUUUCCACCUCGCAGUCCACCGUGGCCGAGAGCGCCAAGGAGGAGAGGGAGCAGGGCGCCGAGCAGAAGAAGAACAAGAAGACCAGCAGGAAGAAGAACAAGAAGAACAAGAACAAAAAGAAGAAGAAGGGCAAGGGCAAGGGCAAGAGGAGACGGCAAGGAAUCACCGACGUUUCCAAACUGGAGGGGGUGGGGUCCAUCCCACGCAGCGUCAGCCCGGCCGACGGGAGUCUCGCCAAGAGCGAUUUCCUGGAGGACUCCGGCCGCUACGACCACAAGGGCAGGUUCGCCGCCCCACGGGACGGUUUCCUGGACGCGGGCGGCAGGGACGACCCCUUCAACGACGUCAUGCAGGACGAGCCGCUCGGAGCGACCCCCGCCGGCACGAGAACGCCACCGCCACCGCCACCGCGCGCCGUCGAAAUGGCCGCCGGGGAGCCCGUACCCCGGGGGGCGCAGCAGAGCAACGGUGGGCUCCCUCCGGCCCCUCCUGGCGAGUCCACGCCCAGACCGCCGAAGAGCAAGAGGCCCAGGUCCAAGGAAAGCAGAGGGAAGAAGAGGAGAAAGACGCCCAGGAACAGCACUAACCCCACGAAGGCACACACAUCCUAGUGUAGUGCUUUACCCCAGUCUCUUCCAGAGCAGGGGCAGGCCAUUCUAGUUCUCCAUCCCCACAGGACCUGUUCCGUUGGCGCCCGAUCAACACCCAGAGAGAGCGAGAGAUGAGGGGCUUGUUACAUUCAGCAUGGUGGAGGUGAUCAACAAUCAAGCUCUGGAGUUACCUCCCCCUGCCGCCGGAUCCAGACAAGGGGGGCCGGCUGAGCCCGCUAACUGCUGCUGCACAAUGUAAGCAUGCAUGCUCUGCGGGUCUCGUUCUUAUUAGAGGUAGCUAUGCUGUGAUAACACUGCUGUAUGUGCACGUGGCGUGACUGCUAUAGAAUAUGACUCCCCACCCCUGGAGGUGAUGACUGACUGCUUGCUUGCUGGCUGCCUGUUCGGGUCGUGACAAGGCUGUGCAUUCAGGUGACUGCUGGGUAGACUGUGGCCAAGGAAGCACAUCGCAAAGUUAUAUGAGGUUGAGGAAGAGCAGACCAUCUACAACAGGGAAUGAAAAGUUUUAACACCAGUAUUCCAAUGUAAAUGAAUGUUUUCCCCCCCCCCACGAUGGUGUCGCCAUUGUGUAUGGACAAAAGUGCGAGAAUCAAUCUAAAAAAACUCAUUUUGGCUGCGCUGUUGAUCGAUCUUCCCCCGCUGUUACUACAUCAGGAGGAAGCCUGGUGAGAGGGUGGAAUGGUGCAAUCAAUCAAAUCAAGGUUUAUUCAAUCACAAGAGGAAAUUAGUUGCCUUGCAGCUACUUCACCCAAUGACAACCAGUUAACUGCCAAUUACAAUCAAUGUUGCACAGGAAGACCAUGCACUCCAUCAUUAGCUAGGGUAAUUCUGUUCUCCAUGCUGUGUUAAGAGACUUUGACUCUGUAUAAGGCUGCACUUCUCAGGGAGCAAGAGGGAUGAAUUCUUCAAAAGGCAUAAUCCCCCUCAGUAUUGAGCACAUCUCUCUCCAUGUUAGCUGCGUGCAGAUACUUCUGGCACAGCAAUAGAAUAACGCUCCUGAGCCCAAAUCACCUGACCCUCACGUUUUUGUCAAAGUUGGAUUGGCGAUGCCAAUUUGAAGGUUGCCUUCCAUAACCACCUUCAACACGCAUAAUCGUUUAUAACCACUUCUCAAGCAGAUAAAACAGGUACACGGCUGUAUGCAUACAACAUGGCACAAGCAAGGACUUCUGCUGUGGAAAAUGUUCUGUAUUAUGGAUAUUAACGUCCCUGAUAUCUGCUGUAUUUUGGAAAGAACAAUUGUUAUUAGAGCAUCAUAUGUAGCUUCUACGAAGGGGUCAUGCUGGCUACCUUAGGCCACAUUUACUGUUUAACUGCAAUACUUCAAUGUUUGUCUUGUCAGAAUUCACAUUAUAAACAGGCAGCAGUGUUCAGGGCUCUGGACUAGAGGAUCGGGCGUUUAACGCUGAGUGGGCAGUGCAGUUGUGCCCUUAACCAAGGCACUGCACUCACAUCGAUCCAGUGACAGUCGGGCUGUCUGAUGAACCUGCAGGCUGUUAUCGGGGAGAAAAAAAGACCUUUUGUCUACACUGCUUAAUUUAGCCAAAUGGCUUCUGCUCAUUUCUAAUGUAUAUUAUUCUCCAGUUGAUCAAAUAAAGGAAUGAAAUGAU
Molecule: messenger RNA, 3458 nt
Organism: Lepisosteus oculatus (spotted gar)
Lineage: Eukaryota; Metazoa; Chordata; Actinopteri; Semionotiformes; Lepisosteidae
Gene: proca1
Product: protein interacting with cyclin A1
Biological process (GO): arachidonate secretion; phospholipid metabolic process
Molecular function (GO): A2-type glycerophospholipase activity
Source: RefSeq, a predicted model, not a curated record